Messenger RNA from Cercocebus atys (sooty mangabey), 2141 nucleotides. It is a transcript of the gene PPOX, whose product is annotated as protoporphyrinogen oxidase. The transcript is spliced from 10 exons. Bases 864 to 2099 code for a protein of 411 amino acids. The record is from RefSeq and is a predicted model, not a curated record. NCBI's taxonomy places the organism in Eukaryota, Metazoa, Chordata, Mammalia, Primates, Cercopithecidae. Gene Ontology annotation, cellular component: mitochondrial inner membrane. Gene Ontology annotation, biological process: heme biosynthetic process. Gene Ontology annotation, molecular function: protoporphyrinogen oxidase activity, oxygen as acceptor.
AUAGGUGGGGGCGCUCUCAGAUCCAAGGGGGAAGGUUUCGGAGAUGGUGCUGGACCCGGACCUGUGCCCCCCAGCAGUGUACGUUAAGCACUGGGAGGAAAAAGAGGGAAGGCAUACUUGAGGCUGCGUGCAGGCUCUGGGGCGUCUGGUUUGGUCGGCGAUGGGGGAUGCCGCUGUUGACAAACACUGGGUACGUUGCCGGGUGGCCCUAGCUCCCGUAGGCCCGGUCUGUUGCUAACAUCAAGGAGCUGUUUAUGGAGCCACCUCCCAGUGGACUGGCUUCCAGUGUCCCUAUCUAUUCUCCCUACGACCAAAGCUCCUGGGGCCUUCCCUCUAGGGUUGUCACCCUAGCUGGACCUGGGAAACUUGUGCUGGGGAACGCUAACUCCAGCAUUAAGCGCUCGUCGCCUCGGUCCUGAGGAGGGCAGUGCCGGGUAGAGCCGCUCACUCCCAGCUCGGAGCUGACGCGGUUAACCUCAAGCUCUCACAGCUGCCGUCGCUCCGCCUCUGCCAGUUCAAUGUUUUCAUUGGUGAACGUGAUCCGGGACCUUCCAGGGCCUGCCAAUCCAGAUGUAGGAGAAAUAUGGUCAGGCGCGUGCCGCGAGAACAGAGUGGACGGAGAGUAGGAGAGACCGAAAAGGCUGGGGGUGGGAAUAGCGGAUUUGAAGCACUUUUUGGCCUACCAAGGCGUGGCAAACAGAGCGCCUCAGAACUCAGGCGUACUGCCCGCCGCCCCGAGCCCUGCGAGGGCCGAUAGCGAGGGUGUGGGCCUUAUCUGCACCCAGCGGAGCGCCGGCGGGGUACGGUCUUAGGACCUCGACCUCCUUCUGCCUCAUUUUUUCUCCUCUCUUGUGGGUUUCCCCAUGGGCCGGACCGUGGUCGUGUUGGGCGGAGGCGUCAGCGGCUUGGCCGCCAGUUACCACCUGAGCCGGGCCCCGUGUCCCCCUAAGGUGGUUCUGGUGGAGGGCAGUGAGCGUCUGGGAGGCUGGAUUCGCUCUGUUCGAGGCCCGAAUGGUGCUAUCUUUGAGCUUGGACCUCGGGGAAUUAGGCCAGCGGGAGCCCUAGGGGCCCGGACCUUGCUCCUGGUUUCUGAGCUUGGCUUGGAUUCAGAAGUGCUGCCUGUCCGGGGAGACCACCCAGCUGCCCAGAACAGGUUCCUCUACGUGGGCGGUGCCCUGCAUGCCCUGCCCACUGGCCUCAGGGGGCUACUCCGCCCUUCACCCCCCUUCUCCAAACCUCUGUUUUGGGCUGGGCUGAGGGAGCUGACCAAGCCCCGGGGCAAAGAGCCUGAUGAGACCGUGCACAGUUUUGCCCAGCGCCGCCUUGGACCUGAGGUGACACUUGCCCAGAGGCCCCAAACCUCUUCCCUCCUAAACCAGCUGCAGAGCUCCCUGUUCAAAUCUACCACUCCCAGUCUCACCCUUAAGGUGGCGUCUCUAGCCAUGGACAGUCUCUGCCGUGGAGUGUUUGCAGGCAACAGCCGUGAGCUCAGCAUCAGGUCCUGUUUUCCCAGUCUCUUCCAAGCUGAGCAAACCCAUCGUUCCGUAUUACUGGGCCUGCUGCUGGGGGCAGGGCGGACCCCACAGCCAGACUCAGCACUCAUUCGCCAGGCCUUGGCUGAGCGCUGGAGCCAGUGGUCACUUCGUGGAGGUCUAGAGAUGCUGCCUCAGGCCCUUGAAACCCACCUAACUAGUAGGGGGGUCAGUGUUCUCAGAGGUCAGCCAGUCUGUGGGCUCAGCCUCCAGGCAGAAGGGCGCUGGAAGGUGAUGCUGGGAGGUUCCUGGUUACAGACACUGGAGGCGAGUGGCUGUGUCUUAUCUCAGGAGCUGUUUCAACAGCGGGCCCAGGAAGCAGCUGCCACACAAUUAGGACUGAAGGAGCUGCCAAGUCACUGCUUGGUCCAUCUACACAAGAACUGCAUCCCCCAGUAUACACUAGGUCACUGGCAAAAACUAGAGUCAGCUAGGCAAUUCCUGGCUGCUCACAGGUUGCCCCUGACUCUGGCUGGAGCCUCCUAUGAGGGGGUUGCUGUUAAUGACUGUAUAGAGAGUGGGCGCCAGGCAGCAGUCAGUGUCCUGGGCACAGAACCUAACAGCUGAUCCCCAACUGCCACUCAUGAAAAUAAAAAUUGCUGGAGCUUG